UUAAGGUUUAGACAAGACUCAAGACUUUAGACAAUCACCAAAACAAGGCAACCUCAAAGUUAAGUCUACAAUGUUGAAUUUGUUGACAAUCUUUGAAAAACCCAAUCGCCCAUAUGAAGCUUCGAAUAUCCUUCCUCCUCCUUCAAUAGCUCUUCUCCAUUUAUUCCUGAUGAUCUUUAAAUCAAUCACUGACUUGAUCAGUGUAAUACCCUUUUCCAAUGAAACUCCAAUUCCUCCUUUCCUCCAUCUUUUCCAUUAUCAUUGCUCAUGUUUGUCUUUCCAUUUCUAGUGAUCUCGUUUUACCCUCUCCUGGAGAGUUUUACCUCCACCGUCCCGCUGCAAGAAAACCACUUUCGUUACCUCCGGAACAAGAUUUCGAGCUAGUAGUUGCUCCUAAUGGCAUUGUCUAUAUGGUAGAUACUCGAGAAAGUGAUUCUAGAAAAGUAAUGUGGUCUAUUUCUUCAGGGCCUCCAAUUUACAAGUCAUAUCAGGCUCCUGUUCAAGAAAAUAAUGAAAAGGAUAAAGUACUGGGACACAGUAGAUAUGCUUUUCUGGAAUGUGGAGAUGACUGGGAGUUAUAUCUGAACCAUGAAUAUGGAAAAGUGAAACUUGAACUUGCAAUUCAAGAUUAUGUGCAAAAAACACCAAUAUAUGAGGAUGAUGGAGUUACUGUGGGAUCCAUGCAUUCUAAAGUUUUUAGGGUUGAUUUUUGGACUGGAAGGCUUAUUUAUGAUUAUGAAAAAUCUGUUUCUAGUAAGGAAGGGGCUGCACAGAUUGCCUCAGCCCUAGGUAGAACUAAAAGAGGAUCUUCAAGCAUGAAGGCAUCAAGUGUGGAGUUAUACAUAGAAAGAAUAGAUUAUUCGCUUUCAACUAAAGUCUUUGACAAAUUAGUUUGGAACCUAACUGUUGGUUUCUUUAAAACCAAAGUUAGAUGUAGAGGGACUGAGCAUUUGCUUGAUGGAGCUUCAUUUAAUUUGGACCAUAAACUUGGCUCUGGUUCUUCUGAUGCUCUUAGAACUUUCUCUUUACCUUGUGAAAUAGAAGUAUCCGUUCGUCGUUUUCGCAAGCAGGAGACGUUUGAGUCUUUCCUUAUACUAAAAGGCCUACCUGAUAAACUCUCAACCACUCAUCAGAAAGGGGUAUUUUUACCUACUUAUAGCCACCUUCGGCCUUCGCGUGAAGUUCUAGAAAUUGAAAGGGGCACUCGUAAGAGGAUUGUCAAUUUGACGAUGUUAAUAAGGGGGUAUAUUCCAUGGAUUUUAAUCUUUGUGACUCUGCUGCUUAUUGGUUUUGCUUUUCAUCAUAGAUUUAUAGUGGGAAGCGGAAAAAUUCAGUUAGAUGAGGAGUCGAUCUUGAGUACUCCACCGGUGUCUUCUAAUAAGAAAAGAUCUCGUAAACCUAUGAAGAACAUAAAUGCCCCAAGGGAAGACCAACAUAAUGAGAAGGCUGUUGGACAAUGGCUAAAUCUCAAUAGUCUUUUGCAAGGUGAGACAGAGGGACAUAUAAUUGGCAAAUUGUUUGUGUCCAAUAGAGAAAUAGCGAAGGGAAGCAAUGGCACUGUUAUAUAUGAGGGAAUUUAUGAAGGUAGGAAGGUGGCAGUGAAACGCUUGGUUCAGGCUCAUCAUGACAUGGCGUUUAAAGAAAUUCAAAACCUUAUUGCAUCAGACCAACAUCCUAAUGUCAUUCGAUGGUAUGGCGUGGAAUAUGACCAUGGAUUUGUAUAUCUUUCUCUUGAGCUCUGUUCUUGCAGUUUAAAUGAUCUUAUUGAGUCUUAUGCUGAUUUCCCUCAUAACUCUAUAAGCUUUGGUGACCAAUCAUUACAUGCAAAGACAGAGUACAAAAUCAGGUUGAAUUCUGUGCAGGCUACCAUGCAAGACAUUAAAUUAUGGAAAAAUAACGGGCAUCCGUCUGCCUUGUUGUUGAAGCUAAUGAGAGAUGUGGUUUCUGGGAUUGUUCAUUUGCAUGAACUGGGAAUAAUUCAUCGAGACUUGAAGCCACAAAAUGUACUGAUAAAAAAGGACAAAACCCUCUGUGCAAAGCUUUCUGAUAUGGGGAUUAGCAAAAGGCUUCUUGCAGAUAUGUCUUCUUUAGGUCAUCAUGCUACUGGUCAUGGAAGUUCUGGCUGGCAACCUCGUGAACAGCUACUCCAUGGACGGCAAACACGAGCUGUGGAUAUAUUUAGCUUAGGCUGUGUCCUUUUUUUCUGUGUUACCGGUGGUCAGCAUCCCUUUGGUGAUCGAUUUGAACGUGAUGCCAAUAUUAUUAGGGAUCAAAUGGACCUUUUUCUGGUGGAGAAUAUGCCAGAAGCACUGGAGCUUUUUUCUCGUUUACUGCAACCAGACCCUGAAAAGAGGCCCAAGGCACAGGAGGUGUUACACCAUCCAUUCUUUUGGAACAGUGAGAUGCGCUUGUCCUUUCUUCAUGACGCUAGUGACAGAGUUGAAUUAGAAGACAGAGAGACUAAUUCUAAUAUCCUGAAAGCAUUGGAAAGCGUUGGUUCUGUGGCUAUAGGUACCAAAUGGAAUGAAAAGUUGGAACCUCAGUUUAUAGAUAAUAUUGGUCGUUACAGACGUUACAAGUAUGACAGUGUCCGCGACCUGCUGCGGGUCAUGCGAAAUAAAUUGAAUCAUUAUCGAGAGCUGCCUGCUGAGAUUCAGGGACUUCUGGGACAUAUCCCGGAUGGAUUUGAAGAGUACUUCUCGAGCAGAUUUCCCAGGCUCUUGAUUGAGGUGUAUAAAGUGCUAAAUCGAUUCUGCAGAUCUGAGCCAUGGUUUCAGAAAUAUGUUCAAGGAAGCAUGCUUUGAGUACCCGGGAUUGGAUUCAAGUGUUGCUUCAUGCUUGCAACCUGUACAUAAACAUAUCUAUACAACUAGUUUAUAUCUGAAUAUUUAUGUUGUAUUUGUAAAUCCUUAUUAGUAUUCACCGUUAUUAUAUAUCAGCUGUAAUAUUGUAUUUGAAUAUUCUUAUUACUAUCACCUACACGACUAGUUUAUAUCUGAACCA
Amaranthus tricolor (Joseph's coat) is the source of this 3003-nucleotide messenger RNA. RefSeq names its product serine/threonine-protein kinase/endoribonuclease IRE1a-like. The coding region runs from base 219 to 2804 and encodes 861 amino acids. The record is from RefSeq and is a predicted model, not a curated record. Gene Ontology annotation, cellular component: IRE1-TRAF2-ASK1 complex. Lineage: Eukaryota; Viridiplantae; Streptophyta; Magnoliopsida; Caryophyllales; Amaranthaceae. The transcript is spliced from 7 exons. Gene Ontology annotation, biological process: protein phosphorylation; mRNA processing; intrinsic apoptotic signaling pathway in response to endoplasmic reticulum stress. Gene Ontology annotation, molecular function: protein serine/threonine kinase activity; RNA endonuclease activity; ATP binding.